This is a messenger RNA of Rotaria sordida, 477 nucleotides long. The record is from the annotation of a GenBank genome assembly. Lineage: Eukaryota; Metazoa; Rotifera; Eurotatoria; Philodinida; Philodinidae.
AUGGCAUCAAAAUGUCGAAUGUUCAAAGUUAAUAUAUCUAAUAUAAUUAAUGUCGAAUUGAUAGCUAAGUCAGAAUGCAAUUGUGAACGAAUGGCAGAAUUGAUGGCAUCAGUUGAAGGAAAAAGAACAAACGAUAUAGCACAACUUGGUGUUGAUCUUACAUUAAAACGUUGUCAAUGGCUUAUUGAGUAUAUCCGACAUGAAUUUGCAAAUCUUCAUCAUGAAUUUAAUGAUCGAUUAUAUGUAUUAUCAAAAGAAAUAAAUAUUGAUGUGAUUGAUGCAAAAUUACAAACAGAAGACAUAAGAGUACAAGAUGGUCUGCACCCCACAUUAUCAUCUGGUCGACAAAAAUUUGAAAAUGUACAACAGCAAUGGUUUGCUCAGCAAGCAAUGCAUGUAUCCAAAACAACUGUACAACAACUACAACAACAACAACAACAUAAUAGAAGAACAAUAAUAACAACAACAAUAAUUUAA